AAGGCGCUCGCCUAGGCGUAAAGGGAUCGCUUCAUCGGGUGACAUGUUUACGUUACAGUGCACCUUUUAAUAGGAUCGGCGCACCCGCUAUAAAAUUAGUCGCACAAAUACGAGUGCCCUAUAAAAUUGCUCUUUCGCCUAAAUCUUAGGUUCCCGCGUCUUAUAAUUUCUCUUCCUGUGUCUCUAUGAAAUAAUUCUUCUUAAAAGCUCCCAAGAUAGAUUCUCUCUUGCUCUGCUCUCAAAGAAAAUGAAUUUGGGUCAAAGAUUAUUACAUCUUUAUACAAGACCUAUCUCCAAUUCGUAUCUACUGCAUAUUCAUUAUGAAAUAUUUUUGAGAUAUUAUCAUGCGUCUGGAGGUAAUAAUAAUUAUGGAGUUACACAACUUGAACGAUUCGUCAGGGAGGAGUGUAACUCUGGUAAGAUUAAGAAUCUUGAUUCUGGAAAGGCCUUUGCCAUCUAAUGGUACAUUCUGUCAUGUAUUAAGUUCAUUGUCGAAGAGUAGAUGUUAUUCAGAUGUUAUUAUGUUGUAUAAGAAGAUGAAUUUGCUUGGAGUAAAACCCGAUAUUUAUACAUUCACCAUUUUGAUUAACUGUUUCUGUAAAUUAGGCCAAGUGAAUCAUGGGUUUUGUUUGCUUGGAGAGAUUAUCAAGAGAGGUCAUCAGCCUAGUGUUAUCACAUUCACUACAUUGAUCAACGGGUUAUGUUUUCAACAAAAUAUUGAUUUUGCCAUCAAGGUGUUUGAUAAAAUGACUGGCUCAGGUAUACAACCUAAUGCCUUUACAUCUAAUACACGGGCUUUGUAGAACUAAUAAAGUGGAUCUUGCUCUUCAUCUAAAAAAGAAGAUGGUGAAAUGGAACUGCAGACCUAAUGCUGUUUCAUAUUGUGUGAUUAUAGAUACUCUUUGAAAAGGAGGUUUAGUUGAUGAAGCUUUGGUUCUCUUCUCUGAAAUGCUUAAAGGUUUGAAUGUUGUAUCUGAUGUAGUUGUUUACAAUGCUUUGGUUAAUGGUCUUUGCAAUUCAGUCCGGUUGGGUGAGGCAAAGAGACUCCUUGAAGAGCUGGCCAAUAGAGGAAUCUCUGCAGAUGUGAAGACUUAUAAUUCUAUCAUUCAUGGUCACUGCUUACAUGGUCAAUGGAAAGAAGCAAGAAGAUAUUUUGAUGAAAUGAUGGAUCGAGGGAUUUUACCAAACACGGUAACCUUUGGUAUAUUAAUAGAUUUCCAUUGCAAAGAUGGGAUGUUGCGGGAUGCUUUGGGGUUAUUCAGACUGAUGGACAAAGUAAACAUUAAACCCGACCAGAUUACUUUUAAUUCAAUGAUUGACGGUUUGUGUUUGACAGGUCGGCUGCAAGAAGCGGUAAAACUGUUUGACUCUAUGGUGGAUAGGGGACUUGAGCCAAAUGAGUUUAACUACAAUGUGUUAAUCGAUGGGUAUUCCAAGAAUCGCAAAUUGGAUAAAGCUAUACAAUUAUUUAAGAAAAUGAAACGGAAUGGACUGAAACCUACAACAGUUACUUACAGUAUAUAUGCAAGCUUUUGGUCUAUCACAUACAGUACAAUAUUGAAUGGGUACUGCAAGAACGGAAAAAUGGAGGAGGCAAUAGAACUCUACGAAUCCAUGGAUGAUCCAGGUAUCUCAGAUAAUGUUUAUAUGUACAAUAUUCUUAUUCAUAGUUUGUUCCGUGCUGGCAAGUUGGAAGAUGCAAGAAAAUAUUUUAAUGAAAUCCCUAACAAAGAAAUAAUGCCUAAUGUAGUAAUAUAUAGCACAGUGAUCCAAGGCCUCUUUUGUAAUGGGAUGGUAUUGGACGCUGUGAAACUAAUCAUCGAAAUGGAAGUGAAGGGUUGUUUACCAAAUGCUAGAACAUAUGAUACCAUUGGUAAGGGUUUUCUUAUGACAAAGGAGGUCGACAAGGCAUUGCAAUAUUUUCGCAAGAUGCGUGAAAGAGAAUUUGUACCUAGUGAUUCUGUUGUUUCCUUGUUAACAAGUAUUCUCUCGGCAGACGAGCUGAAAAAUCUGUAAUCUUGUAAUUGCUGAGGUAGUAAGCAAUUUAAAUCUCUAUCAAGGGUGAAGGUAUCUGGUUUGUUUACUUGCA
Messenger RNA from Papaver somniferum (opium poppy), 2089 nucleotides. Its product is annotated as pentatricopeptide repeat-containing protein At1g62930, chloroplastic-like. The coding region runs from base 949 to 2016 and encodes 355 amino acids. The record is from RefSeq and is a predicted model, not a curated record. Gene Ontology annotation, molecular function: protein binding. Lineage: Eukaryota; Viridiplantae; Streptophyta; Magnoliopsida; Ranunculales; Papaveraceae. The transcript is spliced from 2 exons.